This is a messenger RNA of Scophthalmus maximus (turbot), 2839 nucleotides long. RefSeq names its product cadherin-like protein 26. The transcript has 19 exons. The coding region runs from base 130 to 2643 and encodes 837 amino acids. Gene Ontology annotation, cellular component: catenin complex; adherens junction; plasma membrane. Gene Ontology annotation, molecular function: calcium ion binding; cadherin binding. The record is from RefSeq and is a predicted model, not a curated record. NCBI's taxonomy places the organism in Eukaryota, Metazoa, Chordata, Actinopteri, Pleuronectiformes, Scophthalmidae. Gene Ontology annotation, biological process: multicellular organism development; cell-cell junction assembly; cell morphogenesis.
CCUUUUGUGCGGUGCAGCCAGCCUGCUGCCUGCAGGCACUGUGGGCUGCAACUAUAUGACGAAACUGACUCCAGCUCCAGGUCGACUCCCGGAUCACUCCCUCAGAGCUGCGGGGCCGAGCGGAUCAGGAUGAGGACCAGGAACAUUUCCCUGCUUCUGUUGGUCGCAUUAGCGGCACUGGACCGGUCCCACGGUGGCAACCACAGCAGUCGUGCUAAGCGGGAGCUCCUGGUGCGUUCCAAGCGAAAGUGGGUCUUGGCCACGAUUGAACUAACAGAGGAAGAACCUGGUCCAUACCCCCGAAUAAUCACACAGAUGACCAAUGACAAGAGAGAAGAUGACCAUGAGUUCCGAAUCAGGGGGAUGGGUGUGGACGAGGAGCCACUGGGCGUUUUCUCCAUCGAUAAAAACACCGGAUUCGUCUCUGUCCACCGAAGUGUUGACAGAGAGGAACACGAUCUCUACCAUAUCAGGUUCGAAGUCUUGGACAGGAUCACCCACGAGAGAAUAGACAGGGAACUAGCUUUUGACGUGGAAAUACAGGACAUCAAUGACAACGCUCCCAUAUUUUCACCUCGCCACAUCGAAGCCGAUGUGAAGGAAAACACCCCUGCUGGCGACCUGGAGGUGGGGUUUAAGGUCACGGACGCCGAUCUUGAGAAUUCACCAAACUCCAAGUUCGACAUCAGUUUGACUUCCCAGAAACCAAAAGUUCCCAAGUUCGGUUUGAAACAUACAAAUGGCCAAUCGGUCCGACUCACCUUCGAAGGAUGUUUUGACUACGAUAAAAUGAAGAAAUAUGAAGUUAUUUUAACAGCAAAAGAUCACGGAACACCGCCUCUUUCCUCCACUGCUGUUGUUACUCUCAAUAUUGUUGACUCAAACACUCAUCCGCCAACAUUCAAGAAGAAUCAGUACCGCGCUGACGUGUUAGAGUCAACCAUCAAGAGAGAUGUCCUGAGACUGUCAGUGGAGGACAAAGACACUCCUAACACGCCAGGCUGGCGAGCCAGAUAUUUCUUCAUCACAGGCAACGAAGAGGAGAACUACCAACUGGAAACUGACCCUGAAACAAACGAGGGGAUUCUGAGCGUCGUCAAGGCCAAGGAUUACGAGAAGACAACUCUUGCCCACCUGCAGAUCGGAGUAGAGAACGAGGAACCUUUGUUCGUUUGUAAAGGCAAAUCAAGUGGCGCGGUCACACCUCCGCCAACGCAGACAGUCAGCGUCGCAAUCACAGUGAUCGAUGUCAAUGACCCGCCGCAGUUUGACAAAGAUUUGGUCAAGUUGUACGUGAAGGAGGAGGAGGAGCCAGAGAAGCUGCUGUUCACGCCCAAGGCUCGCGACCCCGAAUCAGACAACUUCAGGUAUGUGCUGAUUGAAGAUCCAGCUCAUUGGAUGACUGUCGAUGAGGAAACAGGACAAAUCAAAUCAACUCAGAAAAUGGACAGGGAAUCGCCCUUCGUUGAUAAAGAUAGUGUCUACAAAGUCACCAUUGGUGCCGUAGAUGAUGGUAAGCCUCCAGCCACAGGGACGUGCACCGUCCUGAUUCACAUGGCGGAUAUCAACGACAACACGCCCAAGGUGGUCAACAAAAGCGCCGUCAUGUGCGGCAACAAGGUGAACAAGGUCACGGUGCCCGUGAAAGACACAGACCACCAUCCUUACGGUGGGCCCUUCACCUUCUCCCUGGGAGGUGACGACGACGCCAAAAGUCUGAAGCAGCGAUGGAAACUAGACCCUGCGUCUGGUGAGGAAGUUGGCCUCGUGAGCCUCAAGCCACUUCCUUACGGCAACUACUUCGUGCCGCUGGUGAUCCACGACCAGCAGGGCAUGAGUGGACCGGACACACUGGAAGUGAUUGUGUGCGACUGUGGAGAAGCAGACGUGUGUCCGGGCAAAGUGCCGAUCUCCAUCGGCUUCAGCGCAGCCGCCAUCGGACUGGUUUUUGCAGGAUUGCUCUUAUUUUUGUUGCUGCUGCUCAUCAUUACGUGUCAGUGUGGAAGGAAGGCGUUCAGUCACAUCCCCAUAGAGCCGGAUGGAGGCAACCAGACCCUGAUCAAGUACAACCAGGAAGCGGGGGGCGCUGCAUGCGAGGCUUUGCCGAUGCACCUCUUAAAUUCAAAAAAUGGUGCUGCUCAGACAGACGGCCUCAAAAAGGACACCAGGAAGAUCUAUCACCCUGACUCAGCAGUGGACAACAGUGUUAAAAGAUACAACCCCUCGGGGCUCGGAAUGGGUUGGUCGACCUUGCCGGGACAAGGGAGAAGAGACACUGUCGGGAGCUUCGGAGGCCAGGACGUGUAUUCUACGUGGAUGACAAAGGGCUCCAACAGCAACCGGGAAGGCUACCUGAGGCAUCAGCAGUCGCUCAGCGUGCUCUCCAGUCAACAGAUUACCAAUCACAUCCAAAGAAAACUCCAAACCAUUGAGGGAAACCACAACGAGCCCAUCAAGGACACGAUGGACCGGCCGCGCGAGUUCGCCGACGAGGGACGGAGCAUCGGGUGUCAGUCCCUGGACCAACUGUCACUCAUCAACCUGGGAGACGACCUGGAGUUUCUCAACGACCUGGGGCCUACGUUCAACAAGUUGGGGAACAUCUGUCACCAGGCCAUUCAGGACGGGAACGUACAGAUGUGAAGUAUGUGUGUGUGUGUGUGUGUGUGUGUGUGUGUGUCCAUCGUAACACAGAUCAUGAUCACAUGGUAAGAAUGACAUCAUCACAACACUAUGAGGUAGUUUUUAUGAAAAAAAAAGUCAAAAUUCUCUGAUUUCAGCUUCUUAAAUGUAAAUAAGUUCUGGUUUCUUUGCUCCUCUGUGACAGUGAAAUGAAUAU